ACACCUGUGCUCUGACUUCCAGGAUCACUUCUGGAGUUAAAAGAAGUCGUGGGGGCUGACCGGAGGUGGCCGUGGGGUGUUCUGCAGACAGGAUGAAGCACUUGCUGCUCCUGGCUUUGAUUCCACUCACUCGAGGUCUGCCCUGCUCCGGAACUUCCUGCAAGAAUGGAGGGACCUGUUUGAAUCAUUCUAAUGGGACUUUCACCUGCCAGUGCCUUCCUGGCUAUGAGGGAGACCUGUGCCAAUUCGUGGACCCCUGCACCCUUGGGCCCUGCCAGAAUGGGGGUACCUGCUCCCUCCAGAUUGUCCGCCCCACAAGCCCUCCUGCCUUCACUUGUGUGUGCCCUCCUGGUUUCACUGGGGAGCAAUGCCAAGGCAUGGUGGGAGAUCCCUGCUUCCCUUCGCCCUGCCAACACGGAGGAGCGUGCCAGCGACUCUCUGGGAACCAGUACCAGUGCCAGUGCAUGUCAGGAUGGACAGGAAAGAACUGCCAGCUCAUGGACUUCUGCCCAGCAAAUCCUUGUGCUAACGGCGGAACUUGCGUCAUUACCUACCCAGUCAUCGUCUGCCAGUGUCGACCCGGGUUCGAUGGGCACACCUGUCAGCAGGACAUCAAUGAGUGUUUCGCAGACCCCAAGCCCUGCCUCAACGGGGGCACCUGCAUCAAUAACAUCGGCUCGUUCCGUUGCAUCUGCCCACCCAGCAGCGCAGGCCUACUCUGCCAGAACCGCCUGGGACCGUGCACCCCCGGCGUGUGCCUCAACGGAGGGACUUGCCACCAUGUGGACGAGCGAUACCACGGCUGCUUGUGCCCCCCAGGCUACACAGGUCAACACUGCGAGGUGAACCCAGACGACUGCGAGGGAAAUCAGUGCCGCAAUGGGGCAACCUGCCAGGAUGGAAUGGGAUCAUAUACCUGCCACUGCCUCCCCGGCUGGACAGGGCUCUUUUGCCACCUGCACGACGCCUGCCUCAGCAACCCGUGCCAUCCCGACGCACACUGCGACACUGACCUCCGCACCGGCGACGCCGUCUGCACGUGCCAGCAAGGUUACGCUGGGCCCCUGUGCUAUGAAGACAUCAACGAGUGCCAGAUGGGCGCAGACCCCUGUGAACACGGCGGGAGCUGUCACAACACACCUGGCUCCUUCACCUGCCGCUGCCCCGAGGGCUACACGGGCUCCCGCUGCGAGUCGAACCUCAACGAAUGCUUGAGCCGGCCUUGCCAGAACGGAGCCUCCUGCCUCGAUUUGCUGGGACAGUUCCAGUGCCUCUGCCCCUCCGGGUUUGGUGGGCCACUGUGCGAACUGGAAGAGUGCACUUGGGAUCGGUGCCUUAACGGGGGAACCUGCCUCUCCCAGAGUCACGGAGUCGCCUGCCAGUGUGCCCCAGGAUUUGCAGGACCCCGCUGCAAGCGAGAGGUGGAUAGCUGUAUCAGCAGUCCCUGCAGAAAUGGGGCCCAGUGCCAGAAUUCAGCAGGCGCUUUCCACUGCAUCUGCCCCCAAGGUUUUGAGGGAUUCCAGUGCGAGAGAGAGGCCGAUUUAUGCCACAGCGCCCCCUGUGGGCAUGGAACCUGCAUACAUGCCCCAGGCUCCUUCACAUGCGUCUGCUCUCCAGGCUACACCGGACCUUUCUGCACAGAGCUCAGUGACCCCUGCUGGAAUUGGCAGUGCCUCAACGGGGGCAGCUGCCAAGGAGCAGAAUCUGGGCCUCACUGUGUUUGUCUGCCUGGUUGGACAGGCUGGGACUGUGGCACUGAGAUAGACGCCUGCAAUUCCAGCCCCUGCCACCAGGGGGCCACAUGCCUGACCCUCCAAGGUGCCUUCACUUGCACCUGCCCCAGCGGCUAUGCAGGUGCAACUUGCAGUGAAGAUAUAGAUGAAUGCAGGUCAGGCCCGUGCCUCAAUUCUGGAACCUGCCUUAACAGUCCUGGAACUUUCCGGUGCCUCUGCCCCAAGGGUUACACAGGGUCAAAAUGUCAUGUCAUCCUGGACCUUUGCGCAGUCUACCGCUGUGGAAAUGGAGGCCGCUGUGUCAUGAAGGAGUUUGUACCCCACUGUCUGUGUCCCCCAGGCUGGGGUGGCUCACAGUGCCAAGAGAAGACCGUGCAAAAUGGAGACAACUGCACGGAUCUGGCAGGAGGGCCCAGCUGCCAGUGCCUGCCUAAGGAGAUGUGUCCAAAUGGAGGAACUUGCACCAAGACAUCAGGCGGAUUCCGCUGUGUGUGCCCCCCAGGGACCACAGGUCCCAAAUGUGAUGUGGACCCCUGUUCCCUUCCUGGCCCCCAGUGCUACUAUGGGGGGACUUGUGUGGCUCAGCCCGAUGGAUUCUCUUGCAUCUGCCCCCCUGGGUAUGUCGGUGAGCGGUGCCAGGGGGUGGUGGACGCCUGCUUCUCCCAGCCUUGCCAUCUACUUGGGACCCAGGAGUGCCAGACCCAUGAGCACGGCUUCCGGUGUUCGUGCUUGCCAGGAUACACAGGGCUUCUGUGUGAAUCUGUGAUUGACAGUUGUCAAUCGAAUCCCUGCCUCAAUGGGGGAAGCUGCGGCAUGGUGCCUAGCAAGCCGCUGGAAUUCACCUGCCACUGUCCUCAGGGUUAUGAUGGCGCGACCUGUGACCUGCCCCUGCCUCCCUGCGGGUCCUUCUACUGCCACAACGGAGGGGUCUGCAUCACCCACGCCUCCGGCCCUCAGUGCUUCUGCGUGGCAGGGUUUUCCGGGCCGGAAUGCCUCCGUCCACUGUGCUCUCCGGGUCCCUGCCCUGCUGCCAAUGAUACUGCGCUCCUGGAUUGCCAGCGGGUGGCAGGGGACACGCACUGCGACCGAGCCUGCAGCUCGCCCGAGACCCACUGGGACGGGGCUGACUGUUCCCUGGGGCUGCCGAACCCUUGGAAGAACUGCCCGAAGCAGGAGCUGUGCCGAGGGGCUUUCCGGGAUGGGCGCUGCCAGCCCCACUGCAACAGCGAGGAGUGCCUGUUCGACGGACUGGACUGUGCCCAGCAGAAGGAGUGCAACCCUUCGUAUGCACCCUAUUGCUGGGACCGCUUCGCUGACGGACACUGUGACGCGGGCUGCAACGUCCCCUCCUGCGGCUGGGAUGGGGGGGACUGCUUGUCUGAUCCUGUCCCCCGGGGAGACUCCGCAAUGGGCUUGGCCGUCCUGCUGCCCCAGGAAGCUCUGCUUCGGUUCCUGCGCUCCCUGGCCACUGCUGUGCAGGCGGCGCUUCAGAUCCAGCGAGACUCCCAGGGCAAAAAGAGGAUCUAUUCCUACAGUGGAAAGGAAAAGUUUGGGAGCGGGAGCAACUGGACGGGAGCUCAGUUAAAGGCUUCUGCAGAGACCAUUGGGUGGACCAUCUUCCUGAUCGUGGAUGGGAAGAAGUGCUCCAGGCUGUGUCCCACAUCCUCCAAAUCUGUGCUGAAUUUCUUGGGUGCCCUAUCCGCCAAAGAAACCCUUGAAUCCCUGAUCCCAUACCCAAUAGUAGCUGCCUGGCUUGAACCAAUAGAUAACGAUCCCGAGGCCUCUGUUUCCCAUUUUUCUGGGCCCCUCAUUUACAGUGUGGGAGCCGGAGCUGUGAUAAUAGCCGUGCUGAUCUUUUUCGGGCUGUGGAGGAUCCGCCGGCCCCAGCACCGUGAACACGGGUCCCUCUGGUUCCCACCUGGAUUUGCUCCGCACCAAGGCAAGAAACGUCGCUGCCGGAGGGAACCUGUGGGGGAAGAUGCGAUUGGACUAAAGCCAAUGAAGCCAGGUGCUGAAUUUGUGGAAGACUUGGAUAUGUGUGCCAGCCCCCACUUUGAUGGACCCCUGAACACCAAAGAUAUGAAGGGAGACCCCGAUGCCAUCUCGGUACCAGAGCAAGACCAGUUUAAGCCAAAGCAGAAGGUUCAGUUCAGCCACCCAACCCAAGAGAAGGAUGCCAACCCAAAGGCAGCCAAAAAGCAAGAGCCAGUUUGUGGCUUGACACCACUGAUGCCUUUGGCCCAUUCUCCUGGGUUGGAAUCAGAAGAAUCCUGGACAGACCAGCCAAUGGGAAGCUCCGGGGAGACGCCGCUCCACUUAGCAGCCCGAUAUUCCCGUGCGGAUGCUGCCCGGCGACUCUUGGCAUCAGCUGCUGAUGUCAAUGCGCGUGACCAGUGGGGACGGACUCCCCUGCACACUGCCAUUGCAGCCGAUGCGCUGGGCGUUUUCCAGAUCCUUCUCCGGGACAGGCAGACGGACUUGGAUGCAUCAGCACACGAUGGCUGCACCCCACUAAUUCUUGCCACACGACUCGGGGUUGAAAACAUGGUGGAGGAGCUGGUGGGAAGCCAUGCGGAUAUCAGGGCUGUAGACAAGAGAGGGAAGAGCGCCCUCCACUGGGCUGCGGCGGUGAACAACAUCCGCGCCGCCCUCGUCCUGCUCAGAAACGGAGCCGACUGCGACGCGCAGGACAAUCGGGCACAGACGCCGUUGUUCCUGGCAGCCCAAGAGGGAAGUUACAAAGUGGCCUGCAUUCUCCUCCAACAUGGGGCCAAGCAGACCCUCCGUGACCACAUGGGCCGCCUCCCGAAGGACGUGGCCAAAGAGCGACUCCACCAUGACAUCCUGUCCCUCCUGGACCAUUCCUGCCCCUCCCGAGGGGCUGGCCACCCUUCACCACACAGGCCGCGGCCACAGGCCCAUCGGGCUGCUGCCGGCCUAGGCAGGUUGCCCUGGCAGCCCAGCAACCAGCCACGGCUAACUCCCGUCCCGGAGCAGGAAGGCCCUGCCAAUCACCCCUCUCCCAAGCUGCCUGCUGGCCCGUCAGGAGAUGUCGUGGGGCCCCCUGCUGACUGACUCCGCCCCCUCUGGGUGAGAAUUGGACAGAUGCCAGCCUGUGAGUCCAAGAUGGCGCCUGCAGCCAUGAAGUGGGGCAGCCUGCUGAGGUCGUGCGGGCCAGAACGGUGGUGCUGCGGGGAGUUGCCUGGAAGCUGACUGGAGGCGAGCAGUGCCUGCGAGCGGAUCCGGUGCUCUGCACGGAAGCAUGACGGUGCCCCACGUGGGAUGUCAGAGGUUGCCUGAGAGCAUGUCUGAGGUUGCUGUCACACAGCAGGAUGAUGACCUGGGUCAGCAGUGACUCUGCUUCACACAGCCUGAGGCCUACAGAGCCGCCUGCAUCAGGGCUUGUUACAAGCCGAAGGCCAAGGUUCUUCCAGCAGCGUGUCCUACUGACACUUUUCUGACUUGCAAUUCCCCUCUCUACACUGUUAUCAUUAGACUUGACUUUGCUUUUCUACUGGCGCCGUGUCAGACAGCAAGGGAGUCUAGGCCUAUCUAAGCUGAGCCUAAGCAAGCCAGGCCUAGGAAGUACGUACAUGCUGAAAGAGGCAGCCUGUUUUCAGUUUCCAGAACUGUGAAGGUUCCCUCCCUAUCAGUAAGUAUGGCUACAGUGCUCAAUGUGGCUCCUUUGAGGCUAAUCUUCCCCACCCACUGCCUCCUUGCCUGAGGCAGGGGGAAAGCGCAGG
This is a messenger RNA of Varanus komodoensis (Komodo dragon), 5476 nucleotides long. RefSeq names its product notch receptor 4 (gene NOTCH4). NCBI's taxonomy places the organism in Eukaryota, Metazoa, Chordata, Lepidosauria, Squamata, Varanidae. Gene Ontology annotation, biological process: axon guidance; cell differentiation; Notch signaling pathway. The coding region runs from base 93 to 4808 and encodes 1571 amino acids. Gene Ontology annotation, molecular function: calcium ion binding; protein binding. Gene Ontology annotation, cellular component: membrane. The transcript has 26 exons. The record is from RefSeq and is a predicted model, not a curated record.